AAGAAUUCACGGCAUUAUUAACUAAAAUCGAAGCCGUUCUCAACUCGCGGCCCCUCACGGUUCUCUCGCAAGAUCCCUCCGAUUUCACAGCCCCAGCUCCAGAGCAUUUUCUAAAAGGAGCACCCAUUCUGGCCACCUGAGUCAGGCCUGGAGUUGCUAUCGUUACUAAAUAGAUGGGAAAGAAUUAAAAUUCAAUCUGGAAAGUUAACCAGACCGCUCGUUAAACUAUACUUUUUACCGACCGCUGAUACCAUCGAAACGUUAACGAUAAAACCCUCAAAUAAACCCGAUAUAAUAAAUAUUUUAAAAUAACAAACAAAACAACCUAAUGGUCGAUCAACUUGACGAUAUAUAAAUUGUACAUCAAAUUCAAUAAAAUACAUUUUGUAAAAUUUCUUGCGGAAUUCUGUGUUGCCUUGUUUUUAUAUAAUUUUCCGAACGGUGAGUGCGAGGAAAUUACUCAACACUAUGUUUAUUCGUUCAGCUGCUGAUUUUAGUCGGAAAUCGUCAUGUUGAAUUUUCCCAACGUCGUCAUCUGUGAUUACUUGGAUUAAUCGAUUUGUUGAAGCGUCACGUAGUUUAUAGUUGUAAACUUAGCGGUUAGGGCUUUGGAAGUUUAUACUAUGUUCACAUAUAAGCAGGUUAGCCAGGUUAGCUAGGUUAACUAGGUUAUCUUGUAACCUACCCAUAAAAUGCGAGGUUAGCCAUAUAAUUUGUAUGAAAAGAUAACCUCGGUCUGCUCUAUAACCUACGCGGUUAUUUUAUAACCUACUAAAAUAUGCAUUGUUGCAUUGGAAAGCAGUCGAAAUAUACUCGAAAUUGCGACACUUCAGUAUCUAUUGUGAAUAUUUUUGCUUAAAUUUGACAGCAACUGACAAAAAAUUCGCAGGAAUUUAAAAGAUGGAGCAAAUAAAUCGGUAAGCAUAAAUUUUAAUUUAUAUAUUUUUAUUUUAUAUGCGUACAAAUAUACUUAUAUAAAAUAAUUUUAUUAAAUUGUAAUUACGAAAAGGAAAAACCGUGUUAAAUGGACAAUAGAUGCAGAGAAAUUGCUGCUAUUGCACUGGGCAGAUAGCAUAGACGAAUUACGAAGCGCGAAAAAAAAUUUUCAUAUCUUUGCGCGUUUGGAAAAGGAAUUUUCAAAAAGGCAGAUGAACUACAGUGCAGCUGAAAUAAAGGAAAAAGUCCAUAAUUUUACCAAUCGAUACAAAUUAGAAAAGAAUGCGGUGGGUAUGACUGGUGGUUCGCCUUCCUCUUGGAUCCACUACAAGGAGGUGGAAGAAAUACUCAGUGGUAAUAAGGCAGUAAAUUUCAAAGAACUCAUGCAAGAGAGUAUAGAUGUGGAACCAGAUGACAACAAUGGUUGGUCUGCUAUCUACCCUUCGACGAGCAGCCAAUCCCAAUCCAUUUCAAGCGAUGAGCUUGCAGGACUUUCGACGACUCCGGAGUCUGCAAAAAGAAGGAAAUUAACCCAUGAGCGUUUAGUAGAGAAUUUGGAAAAAACUUCAGAUAUGUUUGAGAAAGAAAUGGAGUCCAUGAGAGGGGUGCAAGAAAGAAUAGUGGAACUAACCGAAAAAGCAGUUCUUUCGGAAGAGAAAAGGAAUGAUAUUUUAAAAGAAAUGAGUGAAAAUACGAAAAGUUUUUAUAAAGACCUGAAACUUACAAAAUGA
This is a messenger RNA of Bactrocera dorsalis (oriental fruit fly), 1667 nucleotides long. RefSeq lists its product as uncharacterized. The transcript is spliced from 3 exons. The record is from RefSeq and is a predicted model, not a curated record. NCBI's taxonomy places the organism in Eukaryota, Metazoa, Arthropoda, Insecta, Diptera, Tephritidae. The coding region runs from base 1149 to 1667 and encodes 172 amino acids.